CUCUUCCAACACCCGGAAUCAGUUUACCAUUGACCUCCAAGCCUCUCGACUGGUUGUAUUUGGAAACCUGUCACAAGGGAGGCUUAUGUGUCACAGGGACGUCUUUUCUCUGCAGAAGUUAAAACUUCUCUAGGCGUCGCAUGUGUUAUGUGCUCGGCUACCGGCUCAUUCCUCAUUUUCUUUCCUGAGAUUUUGAAACGCAUCUGCAGUUUUUAGUGCACGCACGAUACCUCUGUUGCGCGUUUCUUGCCGUGGACCUAUUCUCUUCAGUUACCCUUCUCGACACUACAUCUGUCAGCAUGCCUGCUGCUAAUAUCACGCCCGGAAUUCACGAAGGUUGCAGAGAACAGCAUGCGUCCAAGGCAUCAAGUGCUCCAAGAGAGGCAACGGUCGGGAGGAGUCCGUUGCCGCUGACGUCGCUGAACCACGUAUCGAUUCACUGCAGAAAUGUGGAGCAGUCCGUCAACUUCUACUGCGACGUCAUGGGUUUCGUGCCCGUGCGCCGCCCUGACUGCCUCAACUUCGACGGCGCUUGGUUGUUUAAUCAUGGGAUUGGAAUUCAUCUGCUGGGGCAGAGUGACGACCCGCUAGCACCGCAAUUGCGAGUUCCAGAGGAGAUCAACCCCAAAUCGGACCACUUCUCCUUCCAGUGCGACGACAUCGAGGAGGUGGAGCGGGGCCUGCAGGAGCGUGAUAUCUCAUACCUACGGCAGUGCGUGGAGGAGGCGGGCAUUAUGGUGGAGCAGCUUUUUUUCCACGACCCCGACGGCCACAUGAUCGAGGUCUGCAACUGCGAUCUGCUCCCCGUCGUGCCGCUCUCGCCUGAUCCCAACAUGACUCUCGCUCUGCCAGCGUGCAUGCGACGUAAGCCGCAGGCCUACGGGCGCCAGCAGGUGCAGGAGGGGCAGCAGGGGAGCAGCAGCCAGUACAGUGAUGAGAGUGGCAGUGAGAGUGGGAGUGAGAAGGGAAAGGAGGGUAGGGAAGUGAGUGAGGGGUGUGGGGUAGAGGAGUUUUCCAACAUAGUAGAUGGUGUGGAGGAGCAGGCAGGAGGUUGAGGCCGGAGGCUGCACAAGGGAACUUCCUUACAAUGUUGGUCAACAUCAUGCUUUGUGCAUUGCAUUAAUUGCGUAUUGACUUCAAUAUUGUAUAUCUUUUAUAUAAUUGAUGCAUCCAU
Messenger RNA from Closterium sp. NIES-67, 1174 nucleotides. Lineage: Eukaryota; Viridiplantae; Streptophyta; Zygnematophyceae; Desmidiales; Closteriaceae. The record is from the annotation of a GenBank genome assembly.